AUGGUCGGCAAGAUCCCUGGCCUGCUCUCGCUCAAGGCCGGCGGACCGCUGCCAAUCUGUGUUCCGCGUGCGAAGGGCUUCGAUAUGGGCCUUGUUGCUGUGCUAGAGAAACCCAGUGAUUUGGAGGGAUACGCGGUGCAUCCGGCGCAUCUAGAGUGA
Aspergillus nidulans FGSC A4 is the source of this 159-nucleotide messenger RNA. RefSeq lists its product as uncharacterized. Lineage: Eukaryota; Fungi; Ascomycota; Eurotiomycetes; Eurotiales; Aspergillaceae. The transcript has a single exon. The coding region runs from base 1 to 159 and encodes 52 amino acids. The record is from RefSeq and is a predicted model, not a curated record.